This is a messenger RNA of Cucurbitaria berberidis CBS 394.84, 3120 nucleotides long. RefSeq names its product protein transport protein Sec24. Bases 108 to 2759 code for a protein of 883 amino acids. Gene Ontology annotation, cellular component: COPII vesicle coat; endoplasmic reticulum exit site. Gene Ontology annotation, molecular function: SNARE binding; zinc ion binding. The record is from RefSeq and is a predicted model, not a curated record. The transcript has 9 exons. Lineage: Eukaryota; Fungi; Ascomycota; Dothideomycetes; Pleosporales; Cucurbitariaceae. Gene Ontology annotation, biological process: intracellular protein transport; COPII-coated vesicle cargo loading; endoplasmic reticulum to Golgi vesicle-mediated transport.
UCCAACCUCACCUCUAAAUUCCCAAGCAGUCUCGCCAACACCAAAUACCCUCGACUGCCACCUCUCCCGACUCCCCACCAGCUACCCGAAACCCCGACGCUCUCGCCAUGGCGGACCACCGCAAGAAGAGGGACCGAUAUGCGGGCGCAGCGUACGAAUUCGGUGCCAAUGCUGGCGGUCAAGCUGGCGCAGCUGUCCCCCCACCAGCAGCUCCAGGCUAUGGAGCGCCAGCAUAUGGAGCACCCGCACCUUCAUAUGGGGCACCAGCACCAGGCUAUGGAGCUCCUUCUCCUGGAUACGGUGCCCCAGCGCCAGGAUACGGACAGCCACCCGCUCAAGAUCCAAAUGCCCUCAACCAGCAGUUUGGGCAGAUGAAUCUGGGGCCACAGCCCGGACAGGCUGCUCCGCAAGCACAGCAACCCACCGCUGCUACACAACAGAACCAAUUGUUCCCCUCAGACCUCAUCGCCCAGCCGUUCCACGUCUCGGAGCUCUACAACCCGCCGCCACCUAUCAAUCUUCCUUCGAACGCCGCUGCUACGCCCUCCGAGUUCGCGAACGAGUCGAGCAAAUACCUGCGAUGCACAUUGAACACAAUCCCCACCAACCAUUCACUACUCAAGAAAAGCAAGCUGCCGUUUGCGCUGAUCAUCAGCCCGUAUGCCAGCUUGCACGAUUCGGAGGAUCCGGUGCCGGUUGUGCAUGACCAGAUCAUUAGCCGUUGUAGGCGCUGUCGGGCUUACAUCAAUCCUUUCGUCACGUUCCUGGAUCAUGGCCACAGGUGGAGGUGUAAUAUGUGCAACCUUACAAAUGACAUACCGCAAUCGUUUGAUUGGAGUCAAGCGGAACAGAAGAGCGUGGACCGCUGGCAGAGAGCAGAGCUAAACUAUGCUGUUACCGAGUUUGUUGCGCCACAAGAGUACAUGGUCCGACCUCCACAGCCUCUGUGCUACUACAUCCUCCUAGACUGCACUCUAGCAGCGGUCAACAGCGGGCUUCUCGCAGUCGUUUCACGAGUCAUCAAGGAGUCUCUCGGCCGGAUACCCAACGCAGAUGGGAGGACACGGAUCGGUUUUAUGGCAGUUGAUUCGGGCUUGCAUUUCUUCGGCAUACCACAAGACAACAGCGAGAACAACAAUCCCACACAGAUGGUGGUAACUGACCUGGAAGAACCGUAUCUGCCCACGCCUUCCUCGCUCCUCGUUAGCCUGAGCCAGUGCCGCAACAACAUUGAGAACUUCCUCGACCUACUCCCCUCCAUGUUUGCAAAUACACAUGUCCAGGGAUUUGCGCUUGGGUCCGCUCUCCGAUCAGCCCAUAAACUUAUCUCGCCGCUUGGAGGCAAGCUUACCGUAAUAGCCGCAUCGUUACCUAAUGUAGGCCACGCGGCUUUAAAACCACGCGAAGACAAAUCCCUUCUCGGCACCAGCAAGGAGGGUAAUCUGCUGCAGCCUGAAAGCAACUGGUGGAAAGCAUUUGCCGUGGAGUGCUCUAAAAACCAGGUCUCGGUUGAUAUGUUCCUAUUUUCCUCACAAUAUCAGGAUGUAGCAACACUGAGUUGUCUACCACGUUUUACGGCCGGGCAGACGAAUUUUUACCCCGGAUGGAACGCUGCGAGACAAGAGGACGUGGUCAAGAUCGCAACGGAGCUGGGAGAUUAUUUAAGCGUUGAGCUUGGAUUGGAAGCCGUGCUUCGAGUGCGCGCUACAACCGGACUAAGAAUGUCUGCGUUCUACGGAAACUUUUUCAACCGCUCCUCUGACCUUUGCGCUUUCCCCGCUUAUCCCAGGGACCAGGCGGUUGUCAUCGAGGUCGCUAUCGAUGAGACCAUAAGCAAACCGUUUGCGUGUCUCCAAGCUGCCGUUUUGCACACCACUUCAAGUGGGCAGCGUCGAAUCAGGGUUCUUACACUUGCUGUACCUACUACCGAGAGCCUGGCUUCGGUGUAUGCAUCGGCGGACGCGCAGGCCAUCACUGCCUACUUUACCCACAAAGCUGUGGAGCGCACCUUGUCGAGCGGUCUUGAUGCUGCUCGAGAUGCCCUACAGGCGAAAAUCAUCGAGAUACUAUCGACAUACAGGAAGGAAUUGGCAGGCGGUAGUAUGGGAGGUGGUGGCCUCCAGCUUCCUCAGAACCUCCGAGCCCUUCCUCUCCUGUUCUUGGGUCUCAUUAAGCACGUUGGUCUCAGGAAGAGCGCCCAAAUUCCUUCGGAUCUUCGAUCAGCGGCCCUUGACCUCCUUUCUACGCUCCCGCUGCGAUUGCUAGUUCAGUACAUUUACCCCAGCUUUUACAGCCUGCACGAUAUGCCUGAUGAUGCGGGUGUGCCAGAACCCACUACGGGUCAGGUCACGAUGCCUCCAGCGCUAAACCUCUCAUCUGCCGCCAUUGUGCCUUAUGGUUUGUAUCUUUUGGACGAUGGCGUCAACCAGUUCCUGUGGAUUGGCCGCGAUACUGUCCCUGCACUCCUCGCGGACGUGUUCGGCGUUGAAGACCGUACGCAGCUCAAGCAAGGCAAGACUUCUCUACCCGUCCUAGACAACGAGUACUCGGAGCGAGUGCGAGCUGUGGUUGAAAAAUCGAGAGACCACAAGUCCAAGGGCGUAGGAAGCAUUCAAUACCCGAGUCUGUACCUAGUGAAGGAAGACGGAGACCCCAGUCUCAAGCUCUGGGCACAGACAUUACUAGUCGAAGACCGAGCGGACCAGGGCGAGAGCAUUGUUCAAUGGAUAAGCAAGCUGAGAGAGAAGGUUGUGCAGUAAGCCUUGCAAUCAUUGGUGGGUGCUGUGUUUCACACAUAAGCAUUGGAUGAAUAUAGCAUCUAAAGGCGCAGAAAGCGAGUUGCGCAGUAGUGCCUGGUUUAGAGGGUGGUUGAUGAAUGCUAUAAGCGUGGGUGGGAUUACGGUAUUAGCCAAGCUAUAUCGGCCUUUGCGAAAGACCAUGAUAGAACAUGACGUUGCAAUCCUACCACCUUGCAAUGUAUAACUACAAGAUGACAUGAAGCAUGAAUGCCCUAAUGUAGCAGCUUUCCGUGUGUUGUAUUAUCGGACCCGGUGUUGUGACGCCGACGAUAAUGCUAGUAUUACAGGCUCGGAGAUGUGCAGCUCUGUGCUCGUGCGGCUG